AUUAACUGACUGGGAGCGAAGUGCGCACGGUGGGCGAGCAAGAGGCUCAACGGCUGGUGCCCACGGCUCAGGCGCGGGAGCUGAGGGACAAGGCGGCUUUCAUCACUACACUACAGGAUGGGUGACGCAGGGGAUUUGGAACGCAAGCUGGCCGCCAUGGAGACGCAGCUGCGCGGCCUCCAGGGCGACCUGGAGGCGGCGCGCUACAGCCACAGCCAGAUGAAACAGGAGCUGGACGAGAUGGAUGGAGGCUGGGGGUGCGGGUGUGUGUGUGUUCUGUGCAAUAAGGAGAAGGCGGUGGUGGAGCGCGAGCAGGCGGCGGCGCAGGCGAACAAGAGGGUCAAGGCGGCCGAGGAGGAGGCUGCCAACCUGAUGUCCUUUGUGGAGAGUGUCACCCACAAGAACAGGCACCUGGUGACGGAGCUGGCGGAGAGCCAGAGGGCGGUGGAAGACCUGUUCGCCAGCAACGUGUGCCUGCAGGGGGCGCAGAUGGCGCUGCAGGGCCAGUUGGACAGUGCGGUGCGGCUGGCGGCCACGGAGAAGAGCGCGCUGCUGGAGGAGCACGAGGAGGCGAUCCGCAAGCUGGAGGACAAGAUGACAGCGCUGCAGAGUGCGGCGGCGCGGCGGGACAGCCUCAUCAGCGAGCUAAAGCUGGCGCAGCUGGUGGUUGGUGCGGACGAGCAGACCCGCCUGGCCGCCAGCUAGGAAGCCAAGCUGCCAGGUGAGAAGCGGGCGGCGGGCGACAAGCAGCGCGAGCUACUGGACGCCCGGGCAGACCUGCAGGAGAAACUGGCAGCGAUGCAUCGGCAGGCGGUGGGUGAGUGUAACGCGGGACAAGUGUUCCCCGGUCACGGGAAAAGGGGCUGAGCCCCUCCACAGUCUGCGCGGUAUGGGGGAGCCAGCAGCGGCGGGGGAUCUGGGGUUGGGGCCGCCGGAGGGAAUUAUGCCCACGCUCAUGUGCGACCUGGUGCAGCACCCGGAGUUCCAGCUUCUGUGCCCCAAGGUGCGGCUGGGGCUGUCGGAGCCGGGGUUGGGAGUGGGGGGAAUGGGCCGGUGGCUGACACUGCUGGGCGAGGAGGGUCCUGCAUGCAGCAGGUCACCACGUUUACAUGGGACGGCCUGCAUACAGGACACGGAACGGAACGGAAAUGAGAGACGCAAGAAUGGAAUUUUUGAGGUGCCACCGGUUAUGCUGGUGUUAUCCUAUGUCCAACAAGGCGCUGCUGGACCGGCUCGCAGCUGCGGUAGUGGCAAAACCCAGGCCUGGCGGCAGCGCUGCACUGCCGGAUGUGCUCGCGGAUCUAACGGCCCUGCACAACUGGACGCAAGCCUGGGCGUCGGACGGCAGGACCUGGCGGAUUGAUGGCAGCAGUCCCUGGCGAGUUGACCCGGCGCUCUUGGAUAUCCUGGCGACUAGGACUGCAGAGGAGAGCUGGCUGAGCCUGGGGGAGGCACUGGAGGGCCUCACAACCCUGCACACGUGGGCCGAGGCCCGUGUCGCUCGUGACCACCUUGCAAUAGGCAUCCGCAGCAUCCGGCGCUGCUGGCUCGCCUGGCUGCUGCGGUGGAGGCAAACGCCGUCAGCGGCCGCGUGCCGCUGCCGCAGGCGCUGGAAAGCUUCCAAACAUUUCACGCCUGGGCGAAGUUGCCAUGCGGAAACCCGCCCUAGCGGUGCUGGGCCAUCUGGUGGCAUCGCCGUUAUAUCGUGCAGCGCUACCGAAGCUGCUCGGGUCGCUUCAGUCCCUGCCCGGAGCCAGGCAGCCGGUUGACGCCGCCUGCUCCCAGCAGCAGGACCGGGAGCUUCGGGCUCUGGGUCCGGAGCCGCCCGGCAGCCCGCCAGAGCGCAAGGCCGAGAGGUAGGCGUGGCUUGGGGUCGCGACGGCGUCGUCAACAGUUGGGCGGCACGAGUUGUUGGGUGGCAGACGGGGCGACCGCUGCCAGCGUGAUAGGAUGCAGUGGUGAGAUAAAGUGGGUGUAGACGCGUAGUGGAGAGCUAGCGAGGAGGAUAACGCACAACACGCGGACUGGAAAGGGCUGUUUCUGCUCCUUCCAGAUGUAUGUGCUGCUCUCCGAUGGCAGUGCUCCAGCAGUCCAUCAGGCAUGUGCUAGCGGCCGUUGCCAGCCUGGCGGGCUAGAUGGCAAAGGUGCAAGCAAGCGCCAGAGUGUGCAUGAAUUGUUUCGCAUGAUGGAAUGGCAGUCCAUGUGUUGUAGGAGGGCUGAGGUUCUGGGAAUGCUUGUCGGGAUGCACGAGCAGGAUGUCAUCAAGGAUUGGAGGUAGGACCGCCGAAUGACAGGACAGGACAGAGAUGUGUGUAGUUAUAUUCCAGUGCAAACGUAUAUGAUGUUGCUCGACCCCGCGGCUGUACUGUGGUGUCACCAACAAGCGGGGCGGGAAACCGUGGCCUGGAUGCGGGGUUUGGCGCGCGUGUCGGUUCGAGCCCAUACGAG
Messenger RNA from Chlamydomonas reinhardtii, 2448 nucleotides. RefSeq lists its product as uncharacterized. Bases 118 to 705 code for a protein of 195 amino acids. The transcript is spliced from 9 exons. NCBI's taxonomy places the organism in Eukaryota, Viridiplantae, Chlorophyta, Chlorophyceae, Chlamydomonadales, Chlamydomonadaceae. The record is from RefSeq and is a predicted model, not a curated record.